Neurospora hispaniola is the source of this 1638-nucleotide messenger RNA. RefSeq lists its product as uncharacterized. The coding region runs from base 383 to 1477 and encodes 364 amino acids. Lineage: Eukaryota; Fungi; Ascomycota; Sordariomycetes; Sordariales; Sordariaceae. The record is from RefSeq and is a predicted model, not a curated record. The transcript has 2 exons.
CGACAUUGUAACGUGCUAGUAUAGUUAUAAACAUGGUUCGCGUCGUCAGCGGACGGGAUCUUGCGUGAGGCCAUCGCGGCAAUGCCUCGCUGUAAGAUUGAAGAGGCUGGACCUAUGGUGUUGUUUCACGGCGACUUUAGCUCGUGAGUCGCCUGUAAGUGAGGCCCUGGGUGUCUGCUAGGUGUCAGACGGGAAACAUAAGUAGUGGGCAGGAAGGUCGCUCGCUUCGCAAUUCCGGGCAACUUCCAACCCCUCGGCCACAUCCUUUACAUUUUUUCGUAGAAAUAAAGGAGCCCAAUCGCUGCCAAAAUGUAGUCCGUAGUACACACCACAACUUGUAACUUUUACCACUCAUUGCAGACACACGAGGAUUCUUGGUAUCAUGUCAGAUCACGUCGAUUUUCUGUAUAUGAUCCCGAAUGGGUCCGCCUCCAGCUCUUCGCAUAGGGUUGGAAUGGUUGGUGACAGGGUAAAACAUAACUCUGACUACACGAACCUUUCCCACACCGGCGAUGCGUUCAUGACAACACCCGUGUCUUUGUUAGAUGCCCAGAGCCAGAGAGUUGUGACUUCCCCUGCAGCGUCCUCAUCCGGAAAUGCGCUCUUUCCAUUCACGACCCCACAUGCUUUGGUGAGAUACCCGGCCCUCUUGCAAACCGAGGACAACUUGAAGGGCAGCCACCACCUUCAGAUGCAGGAAGCCCUUGCCCUCCAAGCCUGGCAUUACCAGAGGUUCUUGCAGCUCUGCGAGGAUGUCAAGCGCAUCCAAUCACAAAUUUCGAACCACUUCUCUGCCCCCUCAACAACCUCUGCGCCCGCGGCCCAUGAACAGUGGACGCCUUCUUUUCCCCAUGGCAACCACUCUCCUCAGACAGGAAAUCACUGUUCUGCUUCAUCCAGUGACUUUCCAUGCAACAAUCCUUUCCCCCCCUUUGAUUCCAGCAAGUUCAUGACCUGGGAUUCUAUCCAAGAAGCCGGCAACACUUUUACCCAUGACGCCAGCCUUCUUCAGAGCCAGAUGGAUAGAGGUACGGUCGACAUUCAUAAAAAUGGCAUGUCCACGGCCACCCUCUUCGGCAAUUCGACCGAGUUCGACUUCUUUACCUCUAUUGACCAGUCUUCCAACGGCAGAGGUACCUCGACCUCGGAGACAUCAGUACCACCAGCCAAUGCUCCAUCUCCCAGUCCAGAACGCCAGGAACCGUCUCAUACACCGGCAACUGGCCCCAAAAGUCCCAGCCCCAGCUCCUCAGAUCGCAUCCCAUGCCCCAUCAACACCUGCGGUCAUACAUCGGCGACCAAACGGGACAUGCAGCGUCACAUUGACGACAAACAUGAUGACAGACCUGAGGACUUGACUGGCGCAGGGUGGAGCUUGAGCCCAGAGAUACCAUGCUCUCACAGCGGCUGCACCUUGAAGUUCCGCCGCAAGGAUCGCUUGAAGAGGCACCGUGCCGCGGGAAAGCAUCGCUGUUGAUAGGUACUUCCACCAAUUCGACGCCAUACAAGGAAGUAUCACUCUUCUUGGUACUACCUUAUUCUGAAGGCCUACGUCCCCCGGAAUCAGUAUAGGAAAUUGAACACAGAGCGAAGAACCGCUUUGGACAAAAUGGACACCCGAGGACAAGAAGGCAAUAA